This is a messenger RNA of Oldenlandia corymbosa var. corymbosa, 1603 nucleotides long. NCBI's taxonomy places the organism in Eukaryota, Viridiplantae, Streptophyta, Magnoliopsida, Gentianales, Rubiaceae. The record is from the annotation of a GenBank genome assembly.
GUUUUGGGCCUCAGCUAUAAAUAAUAAUCACAAACUUUCAUCCUGGUCGGUCAGAAAGACAUUAUCACAUCAGCCGCAAAUUACAGAGAAACACCAAUCGAAGACAACAACGCAGGGAAGGAGCUUCUCCAUCUGAUUUUCAGUUUAUCAUUGAAGAGCAAUAUGGCUGAAGAAGAGGUUAAGGACGGGAUGCAGGAGGAGGUGAAAGAGGAGGCUGUUGGUAUCGCUCCUUUUGAUCCUACCAAAAAGAAGAAAAAGAAGAAAGUAACCAUUCAGGAUCCAGCUGAUGAUUCUGUCAACGAUUUGGCAGAAAAGACAGAGAGCCUAUCAGUUUCUGAUGGUAUCGAGCCUUCUUUUGCUGGUUUGAAAAAGAAGAAGAAGAAGCCGGUACAUGCAGACCUCCUGACUGAUGACAAGGAGAAUUUGGGAGAUGAGUUGGAUGAACAAACUGGGGAUGAUGAGGAAGGCACAGGUACCAUCUUGCAACAAAAUCCUUGGGAUGGAACUGACCGUGAUUAUGAGUAUGAGGAGCUUCUAGGACGAGUGUUCAACAUUCUGCGUGAGAACAAUCCUGAGCUGGCUGGAGAUAGGCGCAGGACAGUCAUGAGGCCUCCUCAAGUUCUUCGUGAAGGAACUAAGAAAACUGUCUUUGUCAAUUUCAUGGACCUCUGUAAAACGAUGCAUAGGCAGCCAGAGCAUGUUAUGGCUUUUCUGUUGGCUGAAUUGGGAACAAGUGGGUCCCUUGAUGGUCAACAGCGGCUAGUGGUUAAAGGAAGAUUCGCCCCAAAAAACUUUGAGGGUAUUUUGCGUCGAUACGUCAAUGAAUAUGUCAUCUGUAAUGGCUGCAAAAGCCCUGAUACAAUCCUUUCAAAGGAGAACCGGCUUUUCUUCCUUCGGUGUGAGAAGUGCGGGUCUGGAAGGUCAGUGGCACAAAUCAAGGCAGGUUACCUUGCCGUUGUUGCUCGCAGGAAAGCUGGUACAUGAGCUGUUUUUUUGCUGAAAUAAAAUGGUGGAAUGGGUGGGGCUCAUGCUUGUCUAGUGACACCUUUUGGUUGGGUAGAUAAUGUAUUGAAAUGCGUAAUGACAUUGUACUGAGAGUUUUCAUGUUGAUAUCUCUGUACUGGGUUAGCAUCUGUUGCCAGUCACUGCCUACCAGGUUAUGAAUUGUGGAUGACAUCUUUACUUAACUGUAUGAAAUUUUGUUUGCAAUUUGGAUUUCAUUCGAUUGAGUCAGCUCUUUAAAAGAUUUAGAUCAAAUUUUGUUUCUGGAUGUUAAAUCCAUUGGAUGAAAGUUUUCAUUUUCAACUUUUGUUUUUUUGGUUGUUUAAAAUGUAAAUAUGUGGAUGGAGGCAAGAAAAUUCACUCGAUUGCUUGAAAGUCCCCGAUAUGCAAUAUGGGCUUAUGACUAGUUUGAUCAAUACUCUACACUUUCAAUGAACAUUGUUCUUCCUUCAAUAUUGUUCCUUGUAAUACUAAAGGUGUAAAUUAUUUUAUGCAAGAAUCAUGCGUAAAACAAGCCCGACAAUUUAACUAAUUUGGCUUAUUCAAGGUUGCUAACAUGAUGAAACAAUCGAAGAGGAGAGCAACCAUCAAAAUUUCUGCC